AAGCGAUGUCAACAUGAGAUCUGUAGUUUUGGUGUUUGUUGAACAUUCGUAAAUUAUGUUGUAUUAUUAAUGAUAUACACAUAUAUGUUUGUGGAAACGAGGCUAUGUGCAUCAUCGUACGACCAAUUUUGUAAUUAAACACGUAAAAUACUUGCCAGAUAUGACGAACUUAUUUUAUGCACUAUGUUUCAAUGUGUUUGCGAUGCAGAUCUUAAAAGCCUUUUUAUGGUAUUUUCAUUAGAUUCUUAAUAAACUUUUAUUUAUCGUCGUGGCCCCACAGUCAUUAAAUUGGCUUAUUGCGGAAUGAAGGGGCAGUUCUAGCAAAAUAUGGGAGCUGAACAGAGCAAGACAAAGUAUAAUUCCAUAUUUAUGGAACCAUGUUGAGGAGUCCUCGCAGCAAUAUAUGAAUUUUGGCACGUAGAAGAAAACUUACUUGGAUCUUUUUAUCAUCAAGUAGAAUAAAUGAAUACAAACAUGAAUGUCAAUUUGUUUUGGGAACACAAUGUUAAGUGUGAGUUUUGUGAGGCAACUUUUGACACUCAGGACACUCUAAAGCAGCACUUAAGACUUCAUUCUCGAAGAAAGCCUUACAAAUGUGAUGACUGUGGUGCAAAAUUUUCAUAUAACAGUACUUUAGAAUGGCAUAAGAAGAGUCAUACUGGUGAAAUGCCCUUUAAGUGUGAUGAAUGUGGUGCACAAUUUCUGCAGAAUAGUAUGCUAGUGUGGCAUAAAAGAAAACACAGAAUAGGAGAAAGCUCACAAAGUCCAGCAAUUGUUGUAAAUAUGGCAAAUAUUUACCAUCAGCAAAGUGUACAGAAUUUUUCCAACAUGUUCAAUUUACCAGGAUUAAUGACAGCUACAAAUUCAGUAGCUUCAGGUACUGCUUCAUUGUCUGUGUGUACAGAAGCCUCAGGCACAAAUACAACACCUAAUUCACAUAUUUAUACUUCUGUGCCAACUCAUGUUAAUGCAACAGCAUCUUCAUCCUGUGGAAUUUUGUCAGAUUUAUUAGGCAAGAGAAAAUUAGAUGGUGAAGAAGGGACAUUUCGUUGUGACAUCUGUGGAUCAGUGUUUAUGCACAGUGCAAGUCUAAAAUCACAUAUGCAAAAUAAACAUAACAUGGGUGACAAUAAUCCAUUUCAUAUCCUUGCAAGACAACAGGAAGCUAGUGGUCAGAUAAUUCCACGGAAGAAAAUAAUUUUAGAAAAACCCUUCAAAUGUGAUCUUUGUGGUGCUGGAUUCAAUACGAAUGGUCAUUUAAAAAGUCAUCGACAGAAACACAUCAUAGACAGACCUUAUAAAUGUGAGAAAUGUGGUUUGACAUUUUCAGAUAAAUCUAUUCUUGAAUCACAUGAAAGAAGGCAUCAAGCUGAGAGACCAUAUAAGUGUGAUCGUUGUGGUGCAGCAUUUUUCCGUGAGAGUCAUUUACAAAGACACUUGAAACGACAUACUGGAGAGUUAGUUUGAUUUUGAUAAUAAGAGAGUUCUGUAAGUAGUGUAUGAAGAUUAGUUAAAUAGUUUUCAUUAUUCCAUUUUUAAAUUUCCUUAUAAACUUUAAAUGUUCCUUUAAAUACAUGAAAAUAAAGCUAUAAGACUAUAAGUAUAAUUUAUAUUGAUAUAUUGAGAGUUAUUUACACUGUGUAAUAUUAUUGUAUCUUAUAUAUAAUAUGUAGAAGCCAAAAGAGCAGACUUUAUAGGUAUGUAGAGUAACUUGUACCAAGGAUUUGUAUAUUUAAUUAAAAUAUAAUAGUAAUUUUAAGAUCAAUCAUUGUGUAGGAAUGACAUUGCUGGCUCCUUAAC
Molecule: messenger RNA, 1800 nt
Organism: Penaeus vannamei (Pacific white shrimp)
Lineage: Eukaryota; Metazoa; Arthropoda; Malacostraca; Decapoda; Penaeidae
Product: zinc finger protein 429
Biological process (GO): regulation of transcription by RNA polymerase II
Cellular component (GO): nucleus
Molecular function (GO): DNA-binding transcription factor activity, RNA polymerase II-specific; RNA polymerase II cis-regulatory region sequence-specific DNA binding
Source: RefSeq, a predicted model, not a curated record